This is a messenger RNA of Varanus komodoensis (Komodo dragon), 3216 nucleotides long. It is a transcript of the gene FAM193B, whose product is annotated as family with sequence similarity 193 member B. Gene Ontology annotation, cellular component: cytoplasm; nucleus. The coding region runs from base 68 to 2908 and encodes 946 amino acids. NCBI's taxonomy places the organism in Eukaryota, Metazoa, Chordata, Lepidosauria, Squamata, Varanidae. The transcript has 10 exons. The record is from RefSeq and is a predicted model, not a curated record.
CAGCAGGGGGGAGCGACAGCGGCGUUGGCGGCAGCGAGAGCGCGACAGCGUGGGGCGCGGGACCGGCAUGACUCGCAGGCGGAAUAAGGCGGUAGGCGCGGCUGGGGCGCGACGGGAGCGCGCGGGGGGAGCAGCCCCCCCCGAACCGCCCGCGCCCCCCGCCGGGCCCGGCCUUCCAGAGAUUCCCGAGGCGGCGGCGGCGAGCAGCGCGGAGCAGGGCAGAGCCUCACAGGUGCUCCCUACUUCCAAUCAGUCAGUGCAGACGUGCUGCUUGCUGUGCCACCGGGAGCGUAAAGAUUGGGGAGGCCCAUCCCACAAUGGCUUGGUAUCCCCAGGUGAGCGGCUGCCCCCAGACUUCGUACCGACGCUGGUGCAGAACCUGUUGGGAGAGAUGCCACUGUGGAUCUGCCAGAGUUGCAGGCAGAGUGUAGAAGAGGAAGAAAGGAGGGCAGUCCAGGAGCAGGCACUGGCGGUCUCACUGUCGCAUACAGCCUGCAAGUCACAGUCCUGCGGGGCAGGCUCCCAUUCCUCUUCGUCCUCAUCAUCUUCAUCCUCGUGCCACGGGAACUCAGGAGACUGGGACCCCAGCUCCUUCCUGUCUGCGCACAAGCUUUCGGGCCUCUGGAACUCCCAGCAUGCCAAUGGGGCUGCUCAAGGGAGCUCCCUUGGGGGAACACCUGUUGUACCAGGUGACAAGCACCCCGGCCUCCCUCCAGAGUGUGCCAACCAGGCCCCUGCUGUGGGAGGCGGGCUCAAAGCCUGUCCCUACAGCCACGUGCUCUCCCCAGCUCCCAGCGGCUCCCCAGGCUCACCUCUGCCUACCUCACUCGACUUCUGCAAAACGCUUCCCAAGCAGUUCAAGAGCAUGUGCCGGAGACCCACCCCGCCAGGAGAGGCCUUCCACUCCUCGGAGCACCACCGGCACGUGGACCUCACCGCUCCUCCCAACAGCCCCACAGGCCUCCCCUCACAGCCACCGGCACUCCUCCCAACAAAGCAGAUGCCCGCCCACCCUGGGCCCUUUGGCUCUCCCCCUCACGUCCACCUGAGCUCCUCACCGCAGGCGGCCCCAUUCCCUGCACCAGCCCUCAGUCCUCACAUACCAGCCCCCAAGUCAGGAGCAGACUCCCCUCCGACUGGAUCCUGUAAGAGCCCACACUUGCCCACUGCCAAUGUGCCACUGCUGAAGAUCCCUCCUCCUGUUGGAUGCACUCAUCCAUGCAAUGGCCAUUGCAGCGGCUCCUUGGGUCCUCCUCCGGCUUCUCAUCAGCUGCCCAGCACCAACAGGGACCCUGCCUGCAAAGGCCACAAGUUCCCCAAUGGUACAAGCUGCCAUGCACCACAGUCCUGCGAGGCAGAUGAGGGGCUGGGCGAGGAUGAGGACAGCAGCUCUGAACGCAGCUCCUGCACCUCCUCCUCUACCACCCAGAAAGAUGGGAAAUUCUGUGACUGCUGCUACUGUGAGUUCUUUGGCCACAACGCGCCUCCAGCUGCCCCAACAAGCCGGAACUACGCUGAGAUCCGGGAGAAGCUGCGCUCUCGGCUGACCAAGAGAAAAGAAGAGCUUCCUCAAAAGCUGGGGCAUAGCAGCAGCUCAGGCGAGCCAGCUGUAGAUCACCGGGAUGUGGAUGAGCUGCUGGACUACAUCAACAGCACUGAGCCGAAGCCUUUGAACAGUGCCAAGGCUGCCAAGCGUGCACGCCACAAGCAGAAGAAGAAGGAGAAGGAGAAGGCACAACUGGAGGCCGAGGCCCAGAAGCGAGUGGACCGAACUCCACCCAUGGGUCAGGACCAGGAGCUGGCUGAGGAGAAGCUCCUGGAAUGGCCCCAGCUUGAACUGGAGCGGGUGAACAGCUUCCUGAGCAGCCGGCUGCAGGAGAUCAAGAACACCAUCAAGGAUUCCAUCCGUGCCAGCUUUAGCGUCUAUGACCUCAAUCUCGACGUGAACGACUUCCCCAAGAAGGCGGCUGUGCUGGAACAGAAGAAUCUCCUCUCCCAUCUCAAUGGCUCCUCCGAGCUGCAAGAGAUUGACCUUGACCUGUCCCCACUCAGCCUGGGCACACCACAUAACCAUACGUUGUUGCGGAGUGAGGUGGGCCCCCGAUGGGCGGAGGGCUCUGGAGAGGUGCCCCCGCCCCCAUUGCCUGCUUCUGAAAAUGGCGUGGUGAAGCGGCUCAACGCUGUGCCCAACCUCUCCCGCGUCAUUUGGGUGCAGUCCCCCAAGCCAACAGACUCUUCCCAGGAGAGUGGGGCUGGCCACGAGUCCAAGGACCCAGCGGCUGGCAGGGGAGUGGAGCUGCAAGAGCCUGUCCCUGCCACUGGAAAGCAGCGAAAGGGCAAGCGGCAGGGCUGCCCGACCAAGAAGGGGGAGGCUGUCACAGCUAGUGACAACGCUGGCUCCAAGGGGGUGGGGCAGAAGAAUCCCCCCAAGAGGGGCCCGGCUCCCGAAGCUCCGAGAGGAAGCGGCAGCAAUGCAGAGCAAGGCGAUGGUGCCAGAGGGCUGCGGCAGGGCCAAGGCUGGGGUUGCAGCAGCUCUAAGGCUGACAAAGAGAAGAGCAUCGAUGGGAAGAGUCGGAGAGGCGAGGGCAGAGCUGAUCAGGCAGAGCAAGAGCCUGCUCUUUUGGGGACUGGGGAUCGGCAUCUGCCUCACACAGCCACGCUAGACGACUUGCCCCAGCCCAAGGGCAAAGGCAAGAAGAGUAGGAACAAAAUGGAGAAAGCAAGCCUUUCCAUUGAUGAUGUGUUCCUGCCUAAAGACUUGGACAGUGUGGAAAUGGAUGAGACUGACAGAGAAGUGGAGUACUUCAAGAGGUUUUGCCUGGACUCAGCUAAGCAGACCCGACAGAAAGUGGCUGUGAACUGGACCAAUUUCACCCUGAAGAAAACCACUUCGAGUGCAGCUCAGUGAGGUGUGCGGUGCACCCCUGGUAUAUGUGCAGGGCCCCACACUUUGCCUCCCCGCCCCCAAACCCAUAGACAGACAAUUGACCUCACCUGUCCUCGACCUUCCUCCUUUCCCCUCUCUGUGGGGCUCCCAUUCCUAGCCUAUAGGUGGGGCUGGGACAGCCCCUGUGUCCCUCACCUCUCAGUGUUUGACGUUCGGGGAGAUGCUGACUGAGCCGCCCCAAACCUAGGGGCAGUCUUGAUUGGCCAAGGGCCAGCGUGGCACAGGGACCAGGCUGCACCCAAUAAAGGACUUUUUAAUUUUUUAUUUUA